Messenger RNA from Phragmites australis (common reed), 1751 nucleotides. RefSeq names its product ALA-interacting subunit 1-like. Lineage: Eukaryota; Viridiplantae; Streptophyta; Magnoliopsida; Poales; Poaceae. The record is from RefSeq and is a predicted model, not a curated record. The coding region runs from base 269 to 1333 and encodes 354 amino acids. Gene Ontology annotation, cellular component: Golgi apparatus; endoplasmic reticulum; plasma membrane. The transcript is spliced from 8 exons.
AACAGUUAUCUCCUUGAACCUCGUACUCCUGCCCCUGGUCAGGACUCGCGAUCAAAUCACUGCUCCCCUCUUGCUUCCUUAACCUUCGCAGCAAGCAAGCCAGGAGCUUCAAGCUAGAUCGCGGGCAAGCUCCUCGUCCUCGCCUCCCUCACCUCCCCAGUCCGGGAAGGAGCCGCCUCUUCCGGCGCCUGGGAAACCCAGUUCUCGCCGCCGAUCCGUGACGCGACUUUCGCGGGGCUCUUCUCCCCUUGGCUCCUCGGGCGGCGGGAUGAACAGCCACGCGGCCGGAACCAGCAACGGCGGAUCCGGGGAUGCGGGCGGCGCUGGCGCCGGCGCGGCCAGGAGGAACACCAGGAUGCCCAAGUAUUCCAAGUUCACACAGCAGGAGCUGCCGGCUUGUAAGCCAAUUCUUACUCCGAAAUGGGUUGUCUCAGUGUUUUUCAUCGUCGGGGUCAUCUUUGUUCCCAUCGGUGUUGUUUCACUGCUAGCUGCACGAGAUGUUGUUGAGAUUAUCGAUCGGUACGAUGAGGCAUGUGUGCCAGGCAACAUGACUGAGAACAAGCUUGCUUACAUCCAGAAUUCGAGCAUACCCAAAGACUGCACAAGGACUCUUAUGGUUACAAAGGAUAUGAAGCAGCCAAUUUUUGUUUACUAUCAACUCGACAACUUCUACCAGAACCAUAGGAGGUAUGUAAAGAGCCGAAACGAUGCACAGCUAAGAGAUCCUAGUAAAGCUAACAAGACAUCCGCUUGUGAACCUGAGAAGACCACGGCUGAUGGAAAGCCAAUUGUUCCUUGUGGUCUCAUUGCUUGGAGCUUGUUUAAUGAUACAUAUAUUUUCGCUCGUGGUAAUGAGAACUUGACAGUGGACAAGAAGCACAUCUCCUGGAAGAGUGAUAGGGAGCACAAAUUUGGCAAAGAUGUCUAUCCGAGCAACUUCCAGAAUGGUUCACUUAUAGGUGGAGCAAAGCUUGACCCAAACAUCUCGCUGAGCGAGCAAGAGGACCUCAUCGUUUGGAUGCGGACUGCUGCACUUCCUACAUUCAGAAAGUUGUAUGGGAGGAUAUACGUUGAUCUCAAGGAGAAUGACAAUAUAACAGUGAGGUUGAGUAACAACUACAAUACAUAUAGCUUUGGCGGCAAGAAAAAGCUGGUCCUCUCCACUGCAACUUGGCUUGGAGGGAAGAACGAUUUUCUUGGCUACACAUACCUUAUAGUUGGUGGACUCUGCAUUUUCCUGGCAUUUGCAUUCACCUUGCUAUACUUCAUAAAACCAAGGAAAUUGGGAGACCACAACUACCUGUCCUGGAACAGACACCCUGCAGGACGCUAAGAUUUUUUCGGACCCCAUAACAUGUAAAAUGGCGCAACUACUUGAAACGUAUCAUGUAUGAUUGAAAUACCUGAAAUUGCCGUUGGGCGUAAGCAGGUCUAUGGUUCAGGCUAGAACUUCAUGUACAUUCUUUGCAAAGGGAUCUACGUGUCUACAUCAUUUUUGUUCUUUGUUUCCUGUGUUCUUUAGAGCUGCAUAUAGCAGUGAUGUUGAGGAUACCUAUUGAUUCCCAAUACCCUCUGUAAUAUUUCAUUUACCAUGUGAUGGUCAGAUAGUGCAUACUUCGGCUACCAAAGAUCUGACUUCUGACGAUCUGUGUGGUAUCAGAUUAAUGUUGUAGGUUGAUUGUAAUAUCCUCAUGAAUACCAAGUUAUGUACAAAUUAAUAGUAACUGUGAGGUCAAAAGCUUAUGUUUUCA